Camarhynchus parvulus is the source of this 3531-nucleotide messenger RNA. It is a transcript of the gene GNG2, whose product is annotated as G protein subunit gamma 2. Gene Ontology annotation, cellular component: heterotrimeric G-protein complex. The record is from RefSeq and is a predicted model, not a curated record. NCBI's taxonomy places the organism in Eukaryota, Metazoa, Chordata, Aves, Passeriformes, Thraupidae. Gene Ontology annotation, biological process: G protein-coupled receptor signaling pathway. Gene Ontology annotation, molecular function: G-protein beta-subunit binding. The transcript is spliced from 4 exons. The coding region runs from base 336 to 551 and encodes 71 amino acids.
UGUAGGCAGCGGGAUGAGCGCAGACAAAGCUGGGUGGGGACUCGCCGCUCGGGGCUGCUGCUGACCACCAUCCUCCUCCUCCUCCUCCUCCUCCUGCUGCUGCUGCUGCUGCUGCGGCCGCAUCCCUCCGGCCCUCCCUCCUCCAUCCCAGCGUCCGUCCGUCCAUCCAUCCCUCUGUCCGUCUGUCCCUCCCGCCGCCCGCCCGCCCGCCCCGCGGGGACCGGGGCACCGCUUCCAGGGCAGUGAAGGGCCAAGAGGAGCAGAGCUUCCCUUAGAGGCACAGAUCACCGGAGAGAUCAGCUUCUGCCCACCCUGGGAGCCCUCCUGGCCUGCCCAUGGCUAGCAACAACACUGCUAGCAUAGCACAGGCCCGCAAGCUGGUGGAGCAGCUGAAGAUGGAGGCCAACAUCGACAGGAUAAAGGUGUCCAAAGCAGCAGCAGACCUGAUGGCAUACUGUGAAGCCCACGCCAAGGAGGACCCUCUAUUGACUCCUGUCCCGGCCUCAGAAAACCCCUUUAGAGAGAAGAAGUUCUUCUGUGUGAUCCUGUAAACCCAGGAGGAGCCUGACGGGCACUCAGGCCACCCUGAACACUGAUGUAGAGUUUUUAGGAAUGGGGACGACCUGCUGGUCCGCAGAAUUUAAACAAAAAUAAGUAAAAAACACGGCCUGGAAGCUACAGAGAUGUGCAUGUUUAAAGAACCUGGCCACCUUUGGGGGAAUCAGAUGAUCUGCAUUGCAAGGCAAAAGAUCUGAAGUCUGUAGAGUUGCCUAGAAAGAGAAAAACUAAACAAAACAAAAAAAAAAAACCCAUAUAAAGAAUAAAUCUGUGUCACUUUUCUGCUCACAAAAUUGUUCGAUUGUUCCAUAUUUAAAGCACCAGAGCUGUGCUGAGCAAAGUUAACUGCUAAGGAUGUGUAUAACCUUCUUGGAAUGAUAUUGUUGGUUUCUUUCCAAGCUAAUGUUUUUGAUUUAAGUUGUCAGAUAUAUAGCAGACAGGUUAGGUGGCUGUGCUGUUACUCAAUGUUUGGUCUUGUGCUUUUUCAUUUCUGGCCGUAGCGUAGCGGAGGGGGUCGAGGGGACACCAGCAGCUCUGUGUCCCCAGCAAACCCCACUUUUUACCAUUCUCUCUAUGGUUAGCUUUGGUUCUGCAAGUAAAAGUGGUUCCUGUGUCGUGCUUGGUGCUUCCUAGCCCUGUGAUGACAUUCAGUGGUAGUGCAUGAGAGUUUAAUUCCGUUCAUCCGCUCCAGACUUUUCUUUUCCAGCGUUUGGCACCACGUGCUGGUGGAAGAAGCCGUAGGGAGGGAACAGAGGCAAUUCUGAAAGCAAAGAGAGCUCCUGAGAUGCCUUAGACGUGCCUGAAAUGCCUCCUGCCACAGGGCAGGUGCCAGCCCGGCUGCAGGGCGAGCCAGAAAUCCGAAAAUCAAAGUCGACCGCUUCUUUCCGGGUCUUUCCUUUCUCCUACACCUCUGUGCCUCUGCUCUCCUCGCUUGGUCCUGCUCUUUUUCCCAGUUCCUGGUAGCACUUCCUUCCCUUGGGGCUGGUCUGGAAUGUUGCUGGGAUGCUGCUCAGUGGUGGGAUGCUGCUCCUCCAUGGGAUGCUGCUCUGUGGUGGGAUACAGCCCCAUGGUGGAAUGCUGCUCCAAAAUGGGAUGCUGCUCCAUGGUGGGAUGCUGUGCCACCAUGGGAUGCUAUCCCAUCAUGGGAUGCUGCUUCUCCAGGGAAUGCUGCUCCAUGGUGGAAUACAGCCUCAUGCUGGGUUGCUGCUCCUCCAUGGAUUGUUGCUCCUCUAUGGAAUGCUGCUCCAUGGUGGCAUACACCCCCAUGGUGGAAUGCUACUCCAUGGUGAGAUUCUGCUUCAUGGUGGAAUGCUGCUCCUCCAUGGGAUGCUGCUCCUCCAUGGUGGAUGCUGCUCCAUGGUGGGAUGCUGCUCCUCCAUGGGAUGCUGCUCCUCCAUGGUGGAUGCUGCUCCAUGGUGGGAUGCUGCUCCUCCAUGGGAUGCUGUCCCACCACAGGAUGCUGCUCUACAUUGGGAUGUUCCUGCCCCUUCCUGCCCCCACCUCCCCUCCCAUUCCCGCUGUCCCCUCCCCACGCUGGGAAGGGCCAGGGGAGCAGCCCCGGGAGCUGUGGGGCCGCCCCUUCCCGGGGGUGCCUGAUUCCCUGUUUACACACGGCCUGGGCUCCGUGCCAGGCUGGGCAGUUAUUCCCAGGUCUGCUUCAUCUGCUCCCAGCUCUCGGGGGACACACGCCACCUUUCUGGGCUCCUCCUCGGGUCCAUGCUUUUGUGGAUGUGGUUUGUCUCUCCUUUCUGCUGCUAAACACCUCCUGGCUUUCCCCUGCUCAUCUGUCCUCCUGGGAAACUUUGGGAACCAUCCCUUUGGGAAUCAUCCCUUUAGGAACUAUCACUUUGGGAAUCAUGAUGUGGGGAUUUAUGUACAAAAUGAGCUGGGGGUCACAAAGGGGUUUAGGGGCCUGUGGUGGCCCUGCUGAAGCAGUUCUGAAUCAGGUGUGAGCUUUUAAAAAUUCCUGUGGAUCUGGGAGGGGGAAAGUCUUUAGGUACCUUUUGGUAACUCUUUCUAGCCCGUAAAAAAAGUGCUUUUUGGUUUUUCUACCUUUUCAUACUCUUUUUCUAGUUCUACGGAGAAGGCCAGUUCUUCUCACACUGGACUCCAAACUUUUGGCACCUGGGAAUGUUUGUAAGCCACAAGGAGCCUAGAUGGUCCCAGCGCCCCCUAAUUCCUUCAAUUUUGAUCUUUUUACAACAGCUCCCGAAGCUUUUGGAUGAAGGGUGGAUGAAGUGGUUUGCUCUGCAGCUGGUUUCACUUGUGGUGUUACCAGGCAGAGAUGUAAAAACCCCAUCCUGAGUUUUGUCUUUUCUUCUUAAUCUGAUUUAUUGUCACAGAGAGUGAAGUGCAGCCGGUCUGACCCGGGGCUCCCACCCCUCCCUUUCUCAAACACUGUCACAAAAGUGGUUUGUAAUAAUUUUUUAACGACUUGCCUAUUUUACAGCUCGAAUUCUUAAUACCUUAGACAACAAAAUAAACCUGCAUGAAUACAGGGGAGCGGGGAGGGGGAGAUUUUGAAUUAACCCAAACUGUUCAUUGAAGGUGUUUUACGUUGCUGGGCUUGAUUUUCUGUUGGUUGUGGUGUUGCCAUUGGUGUGCUGCCAGGUAUUUCACCCCAGUAUUUCUAUUUACACAGAUCUGCCUUUGUUAGCCAAGCAGAGAUCUCCUGACAAGGUUGUUUCCCCUCCUCACAACAAAAAUCCCACCCAUGCCUCCAUCCCCAUGCUGGAUUUCCAGCCUGGCCUCAAACAACAUUCCACUACCCCCAGGCUUUUAAAGAAAAAAAGGACUUUUAUUGUCUGCAAAGGUUGCUGGUGGCAAUUCUGUCCAUGGGUUGUCACCCUGCCAGCAGCAGGAUUUUGGGGAGGGGGUGGCUGUAGGCGAAAGCCAGUCGUGGUGUAGCGCAUCCCCAUCCCACAUGGUCUGUGUACUCGUUGGAAAUAAACUUUUGGAUUUGUUUCAAGCCUU